AUGCCGCGCCUUCCCGUGGUUUCCAUGGAGGACUUGGAUCUAUUUCCUCAAAAUAUUCUGAAACUUCGAUAUCCACUCGAUCGACGAAUUGACACCACUGAAAUUGAUGAGGUAAGCUGCACAAUCUUGCAAGAAAAUCGUGUGUAAUUCAACACAAAAAUUUUGAUGUAGGAGUAUUAAAAAAAUUUACUGCAAAUUUAAAAUCGGCUUUACAGUUUAGCUUCAAUCAUGUACUACUUUUUAGUCCGAAUGCAUACUUAUUUUGUAAAAUACGUGUCCUCAAUCCAUGUUUCCAAUUUUAAGUUUCUCCGCCAACAUGAUCCAAUUUGGUGGUCUCGAUUGGUGAUCGCUGCUCGUGGCUUCUUGGUGAACAUGCAGGAUUACACCGAAGAGCAGAUCUUCAACUUGGACGAUGCGUUUAUCGAAAUCCAUCGGGUUUUUGUAGCUAAAAAUACCAUUCCUACCCCGCUCAGAGUAUGAUUUUUAUAUUUAUAUUAUCAAUUCAUUAUGUCUAAUCAUCUUAUGUCAUCAUUUUUCAGUUCAUCCAAAACCUCAACACUUUAUAUUCUGUUCCAAAUUACCUUGAGGUUCUCCAACGGCUGGACCCGAGCAAGAAUGGAUACCUGGAAGAGAAUCCAUUCGAAUUUGAGCCGCAGAGAUCGGCGUUUACGCAAAUGUUUGGGUCGCCGGAGAGAUAUCAGAACCUAGGAGUAGCAAAUAGUCAAAAGCUGGCGUACGAUGUCUUCUUCAGGCUGCUAAAAUUGUGCUUCGAAAGGUUCAGAGAUCCCAAUUCGACGGUUAGAAAAGGAAUUAAAUUCAGUACGGUGAGUUUUGUGAGGAUUUAAAAAAAAGGUCGAGUUUGUGCGGCAUGUCAAUUUCUGAAAAUUUUUGCUUGCGCUUUGCAGGCAACGUCGAGAUACUAAACGAUAUUUAGUGUCGAGAGAGUAUGCAAGACGCGGAGGGCGGUCAAAUAUCAAUUUUUUCCAUUUUUGGCAGAAAAUUCUCGGUCGUUUCUGCAAAGGAUAAACUAGCAAUCUCACAUAGGUCUUCUUGUUAUGAAAAAUCACUCUAAAUUCUCGCCCGAUUUUAUCGAAAUGAACGUCACGCUUGGAGUACUGCUCCUGGCCGUUAGUUUUGUUGUAUACUAUGUAGGGGUUCCACUGUAUGAAGGAAUCCCAUGCUUUUUCUAAAACGAGCUAGUUUGCAGUGCCCAAUGCGAAGCUUGAAUCUUCAUGUCUCCCGUUAAAGUCCCUGCACAGCUCCUUCGAAAAGCCAUUUUCCCGGCUUGAGUGGCGUUCUGAUUUAUCGUUUGUUUUCGUGACGGGACGCAAUGAUAAAUUCGGGGCGAGGUUUUCUCUUUUCAAAAUAAAUCAAUUUUUCAUUUCAGGACCCAGAAUGGCAACCCGAUAAUCGGGUGGUCCUUUUCCAAUCAUUUGGUCAAAACAAUCGUACCUGGGUGCUGACUGAUUUCGACCGUCAUAUAAUCUCCCAUUGGCGGCCGAAUGGAAUUCAAAUAAUCUUUGGCGACGCUUAUUUGGAGAAGAAACAUCGUGGUGGCUUCAAUUUGUGUGACUUUUGUGGAAUGCUGGAACAAGCAGUCGGUCAAUUUCCAGUCUACCAAAAGCAUCGGUAAGAGACAGCCAGUAGAUUUAAAAAAUUAUUUUAACAGUUUCUGCUCGGAACAAUGCUUUGCCUACUUGUUGGACGGCAAGAAAUAG
Molecule: messenger RNA, 1718 nt
Organism: Bursaphelenchus xylophilus (pine wood nematode)
Lineage: Eukaryota; Metazoa; Nematoda; Chromadorea; Rhabditida; Aphelenchoididae
Source: the annotation of a GenBank genome assembly